AUGGUGGCCGCGGUGGUCUCUCUAGUCCUGGCGCUGGCCUUCCUGCCGAUCAUCCUGACCGGACCCUCGGAUCCCGCCACGCCGAUGCCGCCCAUGCCUGCGACACCGCCGGAUGACCUUGACAGCGGCGGCGGCGUCGCCGACCCCGGCAGAGAAAAGCCUGCACCACCAGCAGCAUCGGCGUCGGGCGUCGCCCGUAGAGUAGAACUCGCCGCCGCCGCAGUAGCAGGCCGCGGCAGCAGCAGCAGCAGUAGCAGCAGCGCCAGUUACUCAGACAACCAUGAGUCCCGACAAGGGUUUGAUGGACAACAGAGUUGGAGGAGGGAGCAGGAGGAGGGGGGCGGGGGUGGGUGGGCGGGGGGAGGAGAUUCGGGUGUGCCGGAGGACCUCUCCGCUGGGCGCGCUGCGGGAGGGGGAGCAACGGGUGUUGUAGCGGAAGGGGAAGGGGGAAAGUUGAGGGACGGGAGAAAUCGCUGCUUCGUGGGGGCGGAGGGAGACCACCGCUGCUACCCCACCGUGUUCUUUUUCGGGACGUCUAAGUGCGGGACAACGUCUCUCGCGAGAUGGCUGGACCACCACCCCGCCACGCACUGGGUGGCCAACCCCCGCAGGCCGCACCAGAUCGAGGAGACGGGGGUGAAGGAGGCGCACGUGUUCGACGACCCCCCGAAGGGCGACCCGGCGUUCGAGGAGGGAAUGCAUCACGAAAAAUUAUUCAUCACGACGCCCAAGUCGGGCGCGGAAGACGUUGUCAUCGACUACACGCCUCACUACAUCGCGGUGGCGGAGACCCCCCACCGUAUCGCGGACAUCUACGGGGGCAGAGAGUCCGGGCUGAAGUUUAUCGUGACGCUCAGGGAGCCGGCGGGCCGGGCCAUCAGCUCCUGGGAGUUUAAGAACGAGUACAACCCGAAGAAAGGACGCCGAGAGGAGUCGCGAUCUCUGGCCAAGACAAUUGAGGACGGGGGGCGACGCGCGAUGAAGCUUCACGCCUGCCUAGCCCUCGCCAAGUCCAAGGCUGUCAGCCCCCGGGAUCGCGACUUGAAGCUCUGCAACCCCCGCAAGUUUUUGGAGGUCCCUCUGUACGUUUCGCAUGUCGGGAAGAGCAUGUACGCCUUGCAGCUAGAGCGGUGGUUUGACCUCUUCGGCCGAGAGAACUUCAAGGUUGUGUUCACGGAUGACAUGGCCGUCGACCCCGUAGGAGUUCUCGAGGACGUGCUACACUUCCUGGGGCUAGAGCUCACCAGCGAGGACGAGUCCAAGGGAUUGCCGGACAUGAAGGGGUGGAAAAAGAUCACCGGUAUGGCGUACAACAAGACCAAAUCUAAGAAGAAGGACGAGCUGGGUGACCAGGUAACGGACGAGGUGAAGGAAGGGCUGCGGAAGUUCUUUGAGCCCCACAACGAAGCCCUCGAGGAGAUCUUAGGCCAACCGCUCCCGGAAGCAUGGGGCUCGUGA
Ectocarpus siliculosus is the source of this 1458-nucleotide messenger RNA. The record is from the annotation of a GenBank genome assembly. NCBI's taxonomy places the organism in Eukaryota, Phaeophyceae, Ectocarpales, Ectocarpaceae.